Colletes gigas is the source of this 3394-nucleotide messenger RNA. Its product is annotated as WD repeat-containing protein 6. The transcript has 14 exons. Lineage: Eukaryota; Metazoa; Arthropoda; Insecta; Hymenoptera; Colletidae. The record is from RefSeq and is a predicted model, not a curated record. Gene Ontology annotation, molecular function: protein binding. The coding region runs from base 112 to 3240 and encodes 1042 amino acids. Gene Ontology annotation, biological process: tRNA methylation. Gene Ontology annotation, cellular component: cytoplasm.
UGUCGAUGCCCAUCCAUUCCUCGCGUAAUAAUUUCCAUAUGAUCGUAACAUGCAUAAUUCUAAUAAAUUCUAUAAACGACUCUGACACACAUUUUUAAACAAAUUAUUACAAUGAUAUCGAAAUUGCUGUGCACAGACGUACUUGUUAUUCGUUGUGUAAACAACUUAAUUUUCGUCGGCAUAGGAUGCACGUUGCAUAUUUUUGAUGCCGACACGUACAACUUGGAAGGAAAAAUAAAUUGUCUUUAUCCGUAUAAUAUCCAUGGAAUUGUCGAAGGUCCUAAUAAUAAGUUGGCUAUAUUCGGUGCUAAUUUUCUUUGCGCCUAUAAUAUUUAUAAAAAACAGGGAACAUUGAUAAUCAAAGAAAGUUACAGCAAAAAAUGUCUUAAUGAUUGGAUAAUUAGUACAAAAUGGUUUACACUUGGAGGAUGUGAUUAUUUAGCUGUAUUGUUAGCUCAUAAUAAUGUAUGUUUGUUAGAUACAUUUAAUGACCACUGCCAAAACGUGUGGUGCGAAGAAAAAUGUAUUCUGUAUGCCGGAUCAAUUUUAGUAAAAAGUAACGAAGACCUGAUCAUUUUUAGUGGAACAGUUUUUCAGGAAAUUUUAAUAUGGGAAGUAAAUCAUACUUCUUCUUAUCUCCAAAAUAUAUCCGUUUUACAUCGUUUGCAUGGACAUAAUGGUGUAAUUUUUUCAGUUAUAUUCGAUCUACAUACAAAACUAAUUUGUUCUACAUCUGAUGAUAGAACAGUAAGAUUAUGGACACUAAAGUGUAAUGACCAUGAAGAAGGAGAUGAUAUAAACUGGAGAAAAGUGGAAAUAAAAUUAAUAAGAACAAUGUUUGGUCAUACUGCUAGAGUUUGGAGAUCUAUAAUCAGAAAUGAUACUUUAAUUACAAUAGGAGAGGAUUCUCUUAUGUGUACCUGGUCUUUGGAUGGUAAAUUACUCAGCAAAAUUUCUGCUCAUCAUGGAGCAGCAUUAUGGAGUAUAGAUGUAUCAAAUGAUAGUAAAAAUGUUUUUACUGGAGGAGCUGAUGGUGCAGUUUAUGUAUGGCCUCUUGUUAAUGAUUAUACUCAGAGUCCAAUGCUGUUACCUACAAAUCAUACAUGCAAUUUACCAAAAUACGUUGCAUAUUUAAAUAAUAACUUUUUGAUUUUCAAUGAAAAUGGAAAUCUUUGUAUCGUUGACAAAUUGCACAAUAAUCCAAUACAGUCAAUGUAUUUAGAAAGAUACAGUACAUAUUGUAUUAUGGAAGUUUCUUUGUGCCGUUAUUAUGUUUGUUUUGGAUCAAUAGAUGGAUAUGUAACAAUAUAUAAAGAGACUGAUACUGCAAGCAAUAGAAAGUUACAACAGAUUCUUGAAGAAAAGAUAAUGGAAUCACGAAUAUUUUCUGUUCAGUGGUUACAAGAUAAUAAAGUGGCAGUCUGUGGAUCAAAUGGAAUUUUAAAGAUAUUUAGUUUUGAUACGGAAGGAUCAAUAAUUAUGCAAUCCAUAUGUCUAUUACCAUCGAGUCGGGAACGUUGGUUAACAGCAGCUGUAGUUUACGAGGGUUUAUUAGUAUGCGGCGAUAGAACAGGAAAUAUGCAUGUAUUCGAGUUCCAAGAAUCUAUCUUAAACGAUCGGACAAAUGUAGUUGAAAAAUACAAUAAACCUAUGCAAACUUUUACCAAAGUUCAUGGAAACAUUGGUAUUCAGAAUUUUAUAGUCUUAGGUUCCAAAUUAAUAUCAGCCGGCCGUGAUGGAAUGUUAAGAUUUUAUGAAUUAAAAAUACACAAAAAUACAAAAGUGUUGUAUACUUUACAUAAAGAAAAAAUGCCAAUGGAUUGGAUUAGUAAUAGUUUGAAAACUCCUCACGAUAUCCUUAUACUCGGCUUUAGAGAGGCAGAAUUUAUAGUAUACAGCAUGUCCCAUCAUAGAAUUAUAACAAGAGUUCCUUGCGGCGGAGGGCAUAGAUCAUGGGAUUGUACGUUGAUAGAUAAUUUAAUUACAUUCCUCUAUAUUCGUAAUAAACAAAUAUACGUAUUUGAUGUUUCGUUACAUUUUACAAAACCGCCGGUUCUAUUAAAUGGUUUUCACACAAAAGAAGUGUACUGCAUUAAUCCUAUAUCAAUAAUUAAUCAGAAUAAUAUUUUUCUAUCUGGAGGAGAGGAUGGAACUCUCCGUAUUACGAGCGUUUCAAGUGAACUGAUAGAAAAUGAUUUCAGUUUUCGGACAUUAGGUAUUUUCGAUGGUCAUAUUUCCAGCAUAAGAUCAAUAGCUACCUUGAAUUUCCAAUCUAAUUUCUCAUGCAAGAAACAUCUGGUUUUUUCGGGGGGCGGAAGAUCGCAAAUUAAAGUAUGGGAGAUUAAUAUAAGCGAUAGUGUAAACAUUUUACAAAGUACAGAUAUAUCCUGUUACGAUAUUACGUCUCAUAUGUUGCGUGGAUUUGAUCGAAUUCGCAAGAAGCAAUGGCAAAAAAAUAAUAGGUCGCAUGUAAUAGAACCUUCGACCCGAUACAUGGACAUUGCCAUCUAUAGGAAUACAAAAAAUGAGCGUUACAUAUUGCUCUUUGUUGCUUGUGCAGAUGGAUUUGUAAGAAUAUUUUUGUACGAUGUCGAUACAAGACAGAUUUCGUUGAAAGUACAUGCGAAAUGUGUUGCUCGUUGCAUAACAAAAAUAAGGAUUUUAACAUGUGCAGAGAAAAUAGUUGCAUUAACAAUGUCAACCGAUGGAAUUGGUCGUUUUAUUGAUUUCACCGAUACCGUGUCGGAAAUAUUAAAACCAGCGCAGAAAGAAGAUCAACAAUUUCAAGACCGUAUCGACGUGUUUAUCGCGAAAUUUAAUUUCCAUCAGUCCGGAAUUAAUGCGUACGAUAUAAAAAUGAUUAAAAAAGAUGAAUAUUUGUUGGCAACUGGCGGCGAUGACAAUGUAUUUAAUCUUAUUCGUUUUAAAAUUUGUUUAUCUGGGGAUGAGAAAGAAUUACAGAUUUUAUUGUUAUCAAAGUGGAAUACCGCGACGGAACACUAUGCUCAAAUUACAGGAAUAAAGUUUCACGACAACAAUAAAAUUUUUAGUGUUGGAUUGGAUCAACAAGUCAUUAUGUAUAGUUACCAUUUCACCAAUGACACUUUAUCUGUGAAAGUUUUAAAACAAAUUUCUACAUUUGUGACGGAUGUAAGUGGAUUAACUUUGUGGCCUACUCCAAAGAGCGGAUCGGUUGUAUGUGUCUAUGGUAAAGGUUUUGAAGUAUUGCUUUGUCAAUAAUAAAUUGAGUACAAAAAUAUAAUAACAGAUGGCGAAUCUACGAGAGAACGUUAAAACCGAUGUCACUAUUGAUUCAGUUAUUACGUUUCGUUAGUUAAAUUUGACGAGAAAAAGAAAGAAUUAUUUUUCUCGUCGGUUCAUUUGUAGAAAUGAC